GCUCGGCCGCCGCCGCCGCAGCCGCUGGCGCCACCGCCCACUCAGGGCUUGCUUGCUCGGGCUGCCGGGGUGCAGAGUAGGGCCGGGCUGGGCGAGCGCACGGCCAUGGCCCCUUGGCUGCAGCUCUGCUCCGUCUUCUUCACGGUCAAUGCCUGUCUCAACGGCUCGCAGCUGGCUGUGGCGGCGGGUGGCUCCAGCAGAGCGCGGGGCGCCGACACCUGUGGCUGGAGGGGAGUGGGGCCGGCCAGCAGAAACAGCGGGCUGCACAACAUCACCUUCAGAUACGACAACUGUACCACGUACUUGAACCUGGUGGGGAAGCAUGUGAUUGCCGAUGCCCAGAAUAUCACCAUCAGUCAGUAUGCAUGCCACGAUCAAGUGGCGGUCACCAUUCUUUGGUCCCCAGGGGCCCUCGGCAUCGAAUUCCUGAAAGGAUUUCGGGUAAUACUGGAGGAGCUGAAGUCAGAGGGGAGACAGUGCCAGCAACUGAUUCUAAAGGACCCGAAGCAGCUCAACAGUAGCUUCAAAAGAACUGGAAUGGAAUCUCAACCUUUCCUGAAUAUGAAGUUUGAGACAGAUUACUUUGUGAAGAUUGUCCCUUUUCCUUCCAUUAAAAAUGAAAGCAAUUAUCACCCUUUCUUCUUCAGAACGCGAGCCUGUGACCUGUUGUUACAGCCAGACAACCUGGCCUGUAAACCCUUCUGGAAGCCUCGAAAUCUGAAUAUCACCCAGCACGGUUCAGACAUGCAGGUAUCCUUCGACCAUGCACCACACACCUUUGGCUUCCGUUUCUUCUAUCUUCAUUAUAAGCUCAAGCAUGAAGGACCAUUCAAGCGAAAGACCUGUAAACAGGAGCAAAAUACAGAGACAACCAGCUGCCUCCUUCAAAAUGUAUCUCCAGGGGAUUACGUAAUUGAGCUGGUGGAUGACACUAAUACAACAAGAAAAGUGAUGCAUUAUGCCUUAAAGCCAGUGCAUUCCCCGUGGGCUGGGCCCAUCCGAGCUGUUGCCAUCACUGUGCCCUUGGUCGUCAUAUCGGCAUUCGCUACACUCUUCACUGUGAUGUGUCGCAAGAAGCAACAAGAUGAAGAGAGUUCUGAGUCCUCCACCUACACCACAGCACUGCCCAGAGAGAGGCUCCGGCCGCGGCCGAAGGUCUUCCUCUGCUAUUCCAGUAAAGAUGGCCAGAAUCACAUGAAUGUCGUCCAGUGUUUUGCCUACUUCCUCCAGGACUUCUGUGGCUGUGAGGUGGCUCUGGACCUGUGGGAAGACUUCAGCCUCUGCAGAGAAGGGCAGAGAGAAUGGGUCAUCCAGAAGAUCCACGAGUCCCAGUUCAUCAUCGUCGUGUGUUCUAAAGGCAUGAAGUACUUUGUGGACAAGAAGAACUGCAAGCACAAAGGAGGCGGCCGAGGCUCGGGGAAAGGGGAGCUCUUCCUGGUGGCGGUGUCAGCCAUCGCCGAAAAGCUCCGCCAGGCCAAGCAGAGCUCAUCGACGGCGCUCAGCAAGUUCAUCGCUGUCUACUUCGAUUAUUCCUGCGAGGGAGAUGUUCCUGGCAUCCUGGACCUGAGCACCAAGUACAAACUCAUGGACAACCUUCCGCAGCUCUGCUCCCACCUGCAUUCCCGAGACCACGGCCUCCCAGAGCCUGGGCCGCACCCUGGACACAUCAGCAGGAGGAACUACUUCCGGAGCAAGUCGGGCCGGUCCCUGUACGUCGCCAUUUGCAACAUGCACCAGUUUAUCGACGAGGAGCCCGACUGGUUUGAGAAGCAGUUCGUUCCCUUCCAUCCUCCCUCACUCCACUACCGGGAGCCAGUCCUGGAGAAGUUUGACUCAGGCUUGGUUUUGAAUGAUGUCAUGUGCAAACCAGGGCCUGAGAGUGAUUUCUGCCUCAAGGCCGAGGCAGCCGUCCCUGGGGCACCGGCCGACUCACACUUGGAGGGCCAGCAGCUCAGCUUGGAUGAAGACAUGGAAGCCGGGCCCAGCCCGGGAGGCAGCUCGGUCCUGCAGCCCCUGCUGCACGCGGGGAAAGCUGUCAGCCCCUUGGGGAUGCCACGGGACUCAGGCAUCUACGACUCAUCCGUGCCCUCCUCCGAGCUGUCUCUGCCCCUGAUGGAAGGGCUCUCAGUGGACCAAACAGAAACGUCCUCGCUGACAGAGAGCGUGUCGUCCUCCUCAGGCCUGGGUGAGGAGGACCCUCCUGCCCUCCCGUCCAAGCUCCUCACCUCUGGGGCGUGUAAAGCAGAACCUGGUUGCUGCAGCUACACUGGUGAACUCCACACGGUCGUCCCUUUGUAACGAAACGGAAGAGUCUAAGCAUUGCCACUUUAGCUGCCUCCUCUCUCUGGUUCCCCAGCUCAUCUCUCUGGUUGCGUGGCCCACUUGCAGCUGAGGUCUCCUACAAGGAUAUUCUGAGUGAAAUUCAUGCCAGUACUUGCUCUCCUCGCCCCUACCCUCUACCAGAUAUCUUGGCAAGUCUCCAGUUUUCUAAAACCAUAUGGAGCUCUGAAAGGCAUGUCCAUAAGAUCUGACAGAAGCUUGCCGUGUUAGGUCAGACCUUGGAUUAGUGCCAAUUCUGGGAGGUAGGGAGAAAACAUGUAAAGAAAUAGAAAAAUACCUGCACUGAUCCUUCAGACUUAAUUUAUCUCCGUAAACUUUGCCUCUUCACUGUUGGCUACUUUGAUUUGAAAUGCUUCGUAGAGAAAGCACUUUUAAUGCUAUUGCAGCCACAGAAAUCAAGUGCCAGUCGAUGUGGAAGCCAUGUCGUUCCAGAUGACAUUCCUUUCGGUUUUUGGUGUGCAACUUAGGAUGGUCGUGGGUGCUAAAAAAGCUCUAAGUCAAGGUCAAGAAGGUGACUGAAUAUACAAUCAUCACUCAUAGAAUGAGUCUUUAUGUAUUGGGGGAAAGCAUGGCUGGCUGAAGUGGGGGCUGCAGGGCCAGGCUGACUGUCUAGACCAUUCUUUCUGAGAUGGGUGGGUCAACAUGCACCGGAGCUCAGCACCCAGGGCCUCCUCUUGGUGUAAGAAGGCAUCACACGAGAGCCAGCUCUGCCUGCCAAGCUUCCCUGGGUUACACCUACUGAGCUGGGUUACACGCUUCCCUGGGUUACACUUACUGAGCUGGGUUACAUGCUUCCCUGGGUUACACCUACUGAGCUGAGUUACACGCUUCCCUGGGUUACACCUACUGAGCUGAGUUACACACUUCCCUGGGUUAUACCUACUGAGCUGGGUUACACGCUUCCCUGGGUUACACUUACUGAGCUGUAUCUCGGAUGUUGGUGCCUGGAAGUUUGAGAGACUGAUACACGACUGUAGUGCUGGAAUUUGCAGUUCAUGCAUCGGUUGGCCUCUGGUCUGACGCUGUGUCCAGAAUAUGAGGGACCAGAACCCACUGAAAUACGGCAGUGUGUGGGGGUGGUGGCCGAUUAAUCUGCUGGACUGGUUUGGACUGAUGACAAACCUCUUUUUAAGAAGGUGAAAACGAGGGGACUGUCACAAAGAUGAAUGUGCUCUUCGAAUAUUGUCUAAAGAAGACGUGGGACCGGAAAUCAUUAAAUCCUGAGUUGUAAAGCACUCCCCCACAGCCCAGCCUGUGAAUCAUGUUUCAUUUUGUGUUUCUGUUGUACUGUCCCAAUGAAAGGUUUGUCUCUUGUGUUCCAUUGUACGAAGCACAGGUUUAGCACAGGUUCCAUUGUACGAAGCACACAUUUAGAGCUUAGAAGGAAAGAAUUUGCUUUAAAAGGAAAAGUAAAUGUUCUGUUUUCACGAAUAACUUCCCCACAGAAUUUCUGUUUCCAAAGGGAAAAUGGUUGUUCCCUUCUCCCCCCUCCCCCAUGAGGGGAUGUGAGCAUCUUUUCCUACCUUUUUCAUAUGUGCUGUUGAAUUUGGCACUCACACCGGGGACCGUGGUUUUGACUCCUCCCGCAAAUAGGACCAAUAUUACGGGGGACGCUGAGAAACAUCCCAAGGAGAGGUGGGAAGUGGGAGGUGGGAGGGGGCAGGGCUUCUCCUUCCAGGCACAUGCUGGGCAGGUGGGGAAGGGAAUGUUUACACCCCCCCUGGAAAGAAGAGGUUUGUGUGUAUUUUUGAUGCAAAUGCCACACUCCCUACUCUGUAAAGGCAGCUGGCAGCUUCUUGGGAGAAGAACGUGCUCGUCUGUUCUCUGGCAUCGAGUUUCCUGCAGCUGCUCUGAGGGAAAGACAAGUGAGCAGCAAAGCUGCCUCCCCCGUAAAACCAGGCAUCUUGUUGGAGAAGAGACGUUCCAUGUUGUCACUGUGGAUUACAGGACAAGCACAGAGUCCCUGCUCACAGCGACUGUCCUGUCAUUCCAUCCUCGGCAUACAUUCUGGGAAGGAGACUGAGCGGUCCAAACUUGCCAACAUAUGCAAAUUCACUUUGGAACAUUAUCAGAGAGAUUUCUUAUCGAGGCCAAGAAAUGGUGUGUGCCCCAAAGGAACCAUUACAGUAGGAGCCACUUUUAGGAUAGAUAUUCAUCUUUGCGUGUGAAAUGAGGCAUCUCUGGGAAAGUGGCCCCAGGAAUGGCAUGGAGGACUGGGGCGGGGGAACAUCAACUGGGCUUCGUGAGCUUGGGCAGAGAGCUUGAGAAAUGAACUCACUUACUAUGCAAAUGGAAGGGAAGAAAGGCGCUAGUCCACAAAUCAGGUAAUUUUUCAGUUUGGAAUUAGGGUUUGGAUACUUAUUUUGAAAUACGAAUGUUUCUGGUGUUCAACAAAAUCGAACUGUUGUACCAAGUAAUGAAACGACAGCGUGAAUGCCUAACUCAGAAUAAGUUGAGAAGGCCAGCUUUCUGGUUUUACCUUAUUAGUUUCACCUUUUUUUUCCCCCCACCCUUCCCAUCUCCUGCUGGAAAUGGGAAUAGCUGCCUUGUAGAUUAAAGCAAAACAUCUGUUUUAAGAAAAUCUCCUUUUUUUUUUUUUUACUUAUACAUUGUUCCAGGCAGUGGAAAUAAUAAGACAGAAUUUAGAUAAAGGUUCUGUAAGUCACAGGCUUUUAGACAUUGGGGAAAAAGAAUUAGAAUAUAUGGAUGCUCUCAAUAAAAGUCUUUGAUCCUGAGAGUCAAAGGCUUGUGUAGCUAAGUUAGAUGGUGUCCUCUAGACACGAGAACAGGGAUAAGUCCAAGGUUCCAGGGAACCAGGUAACCUGCAGGUAGGUAAAGGUAGGGAGCUAGUUGUUUAUCCUAACUCACCAAUGCCCUACAGAAAAAGGACUGAGCAUCUGACACAGUCAUCUAUGCCAGGAGAGUGAUCAGGGAGGUGAAAGCCCAGGUCAAGGUGUGCUCUUCUCUCUUCCCACCUAAAAGCGAAAGGAACUACCUGGAUGGGCCAAGUCCUGGGCCUUUGAGCCACACUGAUCUCUGGAAAGAAUCAGGAGUCAUUCAGGUCCACGCCCAGGUACUCAGGUGGGUGACCCAGCCAGGUAAUAGUAUUUUGAGCCAAAAAUGAGAUGGGUCCAUAAAGUCAUGAGACAGAGUUUUCGGUUGAUACAUUAGAACCAGUAGUAGCUGAAGAUAGUUCCAGAUCAGAAAUUCAAAAAAAUGUCCUUAGCAACAAUGACAUCAUUGGAAUCAAUGUGCAGUAAUGUAAGUUCAUGUAUGUUUCUCAAAGUUUAGUCUUACUACUUCAUAGCCACAAAUGCCUUGUUUUUUAACUGACCCGGGUCUCAUAUUCCCUGACUUAAGCACAAAUAAACAGGAAAACCAUCCCUCUAAAAAUGUGGGCUUAUAUGAUUUUCAGAGCUUUUUCCCCUCCAGCGUUGAGCAUCUGUUCCUUUAAAAGAAACAAGGAAGAAAAAUGAAAGCUGUUUUCUUCCUGGGAAAGAUAUGACACACCCUCCUCCCCAAAGAGAGAAAACCCUGCAGUCUCCAACCACCUAAACACUAAUUUGGCUCUCUUAAAGAGGUAGGAAUUACUCUUCGUAUGUUUAUUGGAGAGAGGCAGGCCAGGCCAAUGUGAAAGUUGUUAGCUUUCUCUAUUUCAUAUUGUUGGUGAAAAUGGCUACUCUUAUUUAACAGAUGGUAUGUCUGCAGGGGGCACCAGUGUAGCUGGCCAGGUAUAAUGAUAAAUAGGUGUGAUUAUCCAUGGCAAUCGCAUGUCCUGUCAGUGUUAGGGAGACAGUGGGCCUGUGGCCAACUGACGUGGUCCGUCCUACGCGCAGGGGGCUGCUACUCCAGCCAGUUGUGGCCACACAGUGUUUCCUCAUCUUCCCACCUUUCCAGAGAAGCUGAGAACCUGGAAUUUUAAGUGAAAAAUUCUGACUUGGUUAGUAUUGUCAACUAAAUUUAAAAAAAAAAAAAAUUUCAGGGCAUUCAGGCCCAACAGAACACAUGGGUGGACCUGAUUUGGCCUCCUGGCUUCCGGUUUGCCACCUCUGCUUUACAAGAUAUGAAAUGAAAGGCGUCCAUGGUAAUUUCAGAUGACCGGUGCCACCAGAAAACGCUCUUGCUCAGUGCAGCCAGUAGCUGAACUGCUGCUGUCUCUCUCCCAUUAUUCCCUCAAAGAAAUCUGAUAUGAUUGUGAAUGUAUUUGAAAUGUUUUGAUUGCUUUUUUACAUUUCAUGGUGUCUUAAGAGAAAGGCAAGCCAGUUGUUAAUUUUAAAAUCAGAUUUCUGUUCUCCCCAGUUAAAAAAAAAUAAGACACUUAGGACAGUUUCCACUUAAACUCCACAACCUGAAGGACUUUAUUUAUAGUUUUAGCUCUUGGCUUAAACCUUUUUAGAUCAUGUGUGACUCUGAGCGUAGGCCAAGACUUAAUAAGGAAAAGCAGGCUUUGUGGGGAUAGGGCAAGGAAUCCUUGAGUGUCCUCUAGGGCCAGGUCUUUGCAUCGUCUUCUGUUUUAAAUGGAUCUGUGAAUGGAAUCUGUUUUGAAGGUGUGAAAUCAUAUGCCGGAGAAAAGCUUUUCCUCAUACUGAGAUAUCAGGAGUCCUCACACCCUUGCUAUAUCAUCUCUUUUCCAGGCUCAGGGUGAAAAUAAACAAAAGGAAGUCUGACUGUAAGCCAAUAGCUCUGAUUCCGAUUUCAGAGUUUUGGGGGUGGGAGAAAGUUUGGAUUAUCUAGCAUGUUCCCCCAGUGUCAGGGCUGCGCCUGAAUUAUUUCAGACAUAUGGCUGUAGAUGGGAUUCUGGAUUUUCAGCGAAGGAGAUUCUGUAACCUAUCCUGCUGAUCAGAUAGUUCUUUGUAUGUCUUAUAGAAAUUCAAACCGGCCUUCUUUUGUUCGUUGUGUAGUGGGGAAAGAACAGCUGGUCACCUUCCCUGUAUUUGAAAACCACAGUGAAGUCAUCUCCCUGGUGUUUUUAUUUCAGUGAUAAAUAAUCCCACCUACUUAAACCAUUCUCCAUGGCUCUUGUUUUCCAAGGGCUUAAUAAUUUUCACUGCUAUUCUGUGUUUCUCAGUUUCACACUCAGCUUAUUUGCCCAACUAGAAUGUGGUGCCUUAUUCACGUUGGUGCUUUGUGCAGGCCACACUCAGGAUGGGGAUUACAGGGAAAUUCUUAUGUGCCCUGCUUCUCUUGCUACUUAAAAUAUAAUGGCACUUUGAAAAAAUGACAUAUCACCUAUAUUCAUUUUGAGGAUUUUUUGAUUGCCACAUGAUUUUCUUGGCAACAGUCCUCUAUCAUGCAUGGCUUCCCCCCACCUCGUGAUCAAACACUUGGUGCUUAUUCCUGAUGUGUUUAAUGUCAUUCCUGAGCUGCUUCAAGAUGCUCCUCAGGACCAGCUCUGACCUACUGAGUGGCAGCUAUCCCUUCCAAUUUUGCAUGCUAUUUUUAUAUCUCGAGACACCAUCUUUAAUUCAUGACUCAAUAUUAUUAAAUGGUGCGGGCUUCAAUUUAACCACUCGUGAGAUAGACAGCAGUUGCCAAGGGCUAAUUUGCAAAGAGCUCUUGGGAAUUGUGUCAGUUGUCUUCCCUCCUGCUCUUUGGUUCCUCUGCAAAACUCAGCUGGGACCACAGACUCCUCAGGGAGCUUUCUCCUGUUCUAAAAGGCUGCAGCCGUGGCACUGAAUUGACCAAGCUCUAUGUUUCACACAAUCAGAAGUCUGAAAAAAGCAAACUAUUAUACUGUAUAUCUGAUGUUUAUGUCAAAUAAAAUUUCAGUUGAGAAGAUUCAAAGAAGCAAUCUUUUGAUUAUAUGUGCUGUAGACAAUGCUGGUUGCUCCAUUCAUUAGACAAAAAAAAAUACCUUUGGAUUCAACUAAUGUGUAAUUGUCUGUUAUUUUUUAAGAAAGUUUUUUUUCUUUUUUUUUGUCUCAAGAAAAAAACAUAGUCUGGACAGAGCAAAAACUUUUGUAAAACCCAAAUGUGUUCAUUUAGAGAGUAGGUAACUUCUAUUUUCACUGUUUUCCCCCCACCAUAGAAGCUCCCUGUUGCCAUGUUCUGGAGGGGAAAGCCUGUGGGACACAGUGGUUAUUGCCACUGUCUUUGUUUCAUCUUUAAGUUUGUCCUUUGUGGGCUUUGGUGGAAUAGUGAGCACUGACAGACUGUAGCAGUGUGCUGUAUUUUUACAUUGAAAAAUGUCUUUUUCGAUUUGUACAUAACUCUAAAUAGGUGACAGUAGAUCACAGCUGACAUUUGCAAAAUGUUGUUUUUGUACCUUAGAAUU
Messenger RNA from Rhinolophus ferrumequinum (greater horseshoe bat), 8614 nucleotides. RefSeq names its product interleukin 17 receptor D (gene IL17RD). The transcript is spliced from 13 exons. NCBI's taxonomy places the organism in Eukaryota, Metazoa, Chordata, Mammalia, Chiroptera, Rhinolophidae. Bases 106 to 2298 code for a protein of 730 amino acids. Gene Ontology annotation, molecular function: interleukin-17 receptor activity. The record is from RefSeq and is a predicted model, not a curated record.